CCUACAUUUAUGGACCCUCCCCUGGACCUUUAACCUUCAAUGAUGGUACUGCGAGUCUGGACAAAAUGCUGCUAUCGUCCCCGGCUGCUCUGGGGAUUGCUCCCCACACUGAUGGUUCUCUUGAUCAUUCGCUUCUUGAUCAGUGGGGGCCAUGAGGAGCUGCUCUCACGCUCACUGCCUUACUUCAUGGCGGGCGGGGGGCACCCCAUCAGCCCCCCACUCCUGCCCUCCUCAGAUGACUUCCUCCUCCUGCCACCACCUGAGGCCUGCUCCCCCAGGGCUCCUUCCCUCCUGGUCUUGGUGGUCAGUGCCCCUUACCAUAUAACUCAGCGACAGGCAAUCCGGUCCACGUGGGGAGGGGCCCGCUGUACCGGGAAGUUCACAGUCCAGACUUUCUUUGCCUUGGGACUGCCACGGAAACCCUCGUUUCAAGCAGCAUUGGAACGGGAGGCGGCCAAGCACCAGGAUCUUGUCCAGGGCCGCUUCUUGGACACUUACGGCAACCUGACACUCAAGACACUAUCCCUCAUGGGCUGGGCAGCUACCCACUGCCCUGGCACCCUCUUCUUGGUAAAGGUGGAUGAUGAUAUCUUCCUCAACCUGCCCGGCCUGGCUGAGGAGCUGGAACACUGCACCACCCUGGCACCCACCUACCUAGGUCAGAUCCACUGGCGCGUCUGGCCCAACCGGGACUCCCGCAGCCGGCACUACAUCCCCGCCAGCCUUUAUCCAGCGGGGCACUUUCCCCCCUACUGUGGCGGUGCAGUCUAUGUCCUUUCAGGGGCUGCCGUGCCCAUUUUGCUGGGGGCUAGCCGCCAUGUGCCCCUGGUGCCUGUGGAGGACAUCUUCGUGGGGCUCUGUGCCCAUUGGGCAGGCAUCGUCCCUCAGCACCUGUCCCGACUGACUGGUGGGGACCACUUCCCGCCAGACCGCUGUUGCUAUCGGGGGGUUCUCCUCAGCGUACACAAAGUAACCCCUGUUGAGAUGGCAGCUGUCUGGGACACAACCACCCCCUACCAGGAGACAUGCCACGUCUGGCAGUGGGCACUAGGGUACCUGCGAUGCAAGGCCCUGGCCUGGAUGGCUACCCUGUGAGCUAAGAGGC
Anolis sagrei ordinatus is the source of this 1105-nucleotide messenger RNA. Its product is annotated as beta-1,3-galactosyltransferase 4-like. The record is from RefSeq and is a predicted model, not a curated record. Lineage: Eukaryota; Metazoa; Chordata; Lepidosauria; Squamata; Anolidae. Gene Ontology annotation, cellular component: Golgi membrane. Gene Ontology annotation, molecular function: N-acetyl-beta-D-glucosaminide beta-(1,3)-galactosyltransferase activity.